This is a messenger RNA of Sceloporus undulatus (fence lizard), 14904 nucleotides long. RefSeq names its product lysine methyltransferase 2A (gene KMT2A). Bases 165 to 12029 code for a protein of 3954 amino acids. Gene Ontology annotation, cellular component: nucleus; histone methyltransferase complex. Gene Ontology annotation, biological process: positive regulation of DNA-templated transcription. Lineage: Eukaryota; Metazoa; Chordata; Lepidosauria; Squamata; Phrynosomatidae. The transcript is spliced from 36 exons. Gene Ontology annotation, molecular function: DNA binding; histone H3K4 methyltransferase activity; zinc ion binding. The record is from RefSeq and is a predicted model, not a curated record.
GGCCGGGCCGCGCAUGCGGGGCGCGGGGCUUUGGUGCGCGGAGGCCCCGGAACCUGUAUACGCGGCGUGUGUCUGCAGCGGCCCUAGGGCAUGGGCGCGCGCAAUUCAGGUUCCGGGGCGCCUUUCUCCGUCCCCGCGCGCUGGCUCUUCGCCUCACAGGAAAGAUGGCGCACAGCGGUCGGUGGCGCUUCCCGGCGAGGCCCGGCAGCGGAGGCUCUGGGCGGCGAGGCCUCGGAGGCUGCCGGAUACGGGUCCCCGCCCUCCGCAGCCCCCGACCGGACCCCGCCGCCGGAGGAGGAGGACGAGGCGGAGGACGAGGCGGAGGAGGCCCCGCGGAGGGAGCGAAGGCGGCGGCGGGAAGCGGCGGAGGCGGGACGGGAGGGGCCUCCUCCUCCUCUUCAUCCUCGCCCUCCCCUCCUCCUCCUCCGGUGUCUCCGUUCCCGCCCCCUUCCUCGGCGGUGGCUCCGGGCUUCGACGCGGCGCUCCAGGUCUCGGCCGCCAUCGGCAUCAACCUGCGCCGGUUCCGGGCAGCAUGCGGGUCAGAGCCAGGCGGAGGAGGAGGAGAGGAUGAGCAGUUCCUAGGCUUUGGAUCAGAUGAUGAGGCCAAAGGACAGAGUCCCGCCAAGUCUCCCACAGCUAAGGCUGGUGCGCGCAAACCUCGUGGGAGACCCCGAAGCAACUUAGACCGAAAUUCCAUUGCGCUGCCAGAGUCCAUACCUGAAUAUUCACCUUCAAGCAAAUCAGAACCCAUGUUGAUGGAAAAAGUGAAGAAGAAAGAGUUGAAAGGCAGUGAAAAGCGGCGAGGGAGGCCUCCUGCCCUCAGCAACAUGAAGUUCAAGUUCACCCGCAAAGAGGGGCUUCCAGAGGCUCAAAAGGGAGACAAGGAGGAGAAAGAGAACCUGAAGAAAAUCAAGCGGGCACCCUCCACAGCGUUUCAGCACGCUGCAAAAAUUAAGAAACUUCGAGCAGGCAAACUCUCCCCAUUGAAGUCCCAGUUCAAACCCAGCAAACUGCAAAUCGGGAGGAAGGGGGUCCAGAUUGUGCGCAGGAGAGGAAGGCCACCGACUUCUGACAGAGCCUUGAAAGCUGCGCCAGCUCUUGUAGUGAGUUCUCAGCUGGAGAAAGCGCAGCGGGUGCGAAAAGAGAAAGAGGGGAUGUCUCCCCUCCCCAAAGAUGCCAAGGCCCCAGCAGUCAGGCAGAGCCCCCGGCGGCCUGUGAGAAUUAUUCCCUCCUCCAAGAGGACCGACACCACCAUUGCCAAACAGCUUUUGCAGCGGGCCAAGAAAGGGGCGCAGAAGAAGAUUGAGAAAGAGGCAGCCAAGCUGCAGGGGCGGAAGGGAAGGACUCAGCUGAAGAACAUCCGUCAGUUCAUCAUGCCGGUGGUGAGCGCCAUCUCCUCACGGAUCAUCAAAACCCCCAAGCGCUUCAUCGAAGAUGAGGACUAUGACCCGCCCAUCAAAAUAGCACGUUUGGAGUCCAACCCCAACAGCCGCUUCAGCGCCACCUCUUGUGAGUCCAGCGAGAAGUCCAGCGGUGCCUCACAGCACUCUUCCCAGAUGUCUUCAGACUCCUCACGCUCCAGCAGCCCCAGUGUCGACACAUCCUCUGAUUCCCAGGCCUCUGAAGAGGUGCAGGCCCUGUCGGAAGAGUGUGGCAACACCCCGGCGGCCCAGCCUCCAUUGCCCGUCUCCCUGUCCCCUGAGAAUGAGAGUGGAGAGAGGAGGAAGAGGAGGCGGAGGCGGAGGCGGAGGAAGAGGAGAGUGCUCUCCCUGGCAGAAGGGAACUUUGUGCCCAAGCCAGCCAAGAAGCUGACCGGCCUCCAGAGCAUGUCCCAGACCCAGCAUCUGCCACUGCCAGCUACCUCCUCUUCGUCCUCACCUCCCCCGCCCCUCCUCACCCCGCCCCCGCCCCUUCAGCCUGCAGCUGGCAUCUCAGACCAUGCCCCCUGGCUGAUGCCACCCACCAUUCCCUUGGCACCAGCCUUCUUGCCCCCUGCUGCUGCCUCCAGCAACCCUAUGCAGGAGAAGCGAAAGUCCAUUCUUCGAGAGCCCACAUUCCGCUGGACCUCCCUGAAGCACUCUCGGUCCGAGCCCCAGUACUUUUCCUCAGCAAAGUAUGCCAAAGAAGGUCUCAUCCGCAAGCCUGUAUUCGAUAACUUCCGGCCUCCGCCUUUGACCCCAGAGGACGUUGGCUUUGCCUCCGGCUUUUCUGGCUCUGGAGCCACAGCGUCGACCCGUUUGUUCUCCCCCCUUCACUCGGGAACGAGAUUUGAACUGCACAAAAGGAGUCCCCUGCUGCGCGCCCCCCGGUUCACCCCGAGUGAGGCCCACUCACGCAUCUUUGAGUCCGUGACCUUGCCUUCCUCUGUUGGGCGAAGCGCAGCUGGAGGCGCCAUGGGCUCUUCGAGGAAGCGGAAGCGGAGGGUGUUCAGCCCCAUUCGGACGGAACCCAGGUCUCCGUCACACUCCAUGAGGACAAGAAGUGGGCGGCUCAGCACCUCUGAGUUGUCCACUCACCCGCCUCCGUCCUCAGUCUCUUCCUCUUUGGCGAGCAUUUCCGUGGGUUCCCUCACCACCAGUGCCUUAAACUCCACGUUCACAUUUCCUUCCCAUUCCCUCUCCCAGCCUGGGGAGUCAGCUGAGAAGAAUCAGCGGUCACGGAGGCAGGAGGGCAUUCCAUCCGAGCCUUUCUCCUCUGGCAGCCCUGCUCCCCUCUUUCCCUGGUUCACCCCAAGUCCCCAGACAGAGAGGGGAAAGAACAAAGACAAAACUAUCAGUGACUCAUCCAAAGAUAAAGAGAGCGAGAAAGGUCUUGAGAAGGAGAGGAGCAGAGACAGAGAGAGAGAGAAAGAAAACAAACAGGAGUCCCGGAAAGAGAAAAAGAAGAAGGGAUCAGAAGUCCAAGGCAGCUCUGCUUUGUUCCCUCUGGCUUGCAUGGCCAAAGGAAAUUCCAUCGCCCAUGAAGAAGUGGCAGUCUCCUCUUCGACCAAGAAGCCUGUGGGACGGAAAAAGGUGUCACCGACAGCAGCCGAUUUGGUAGAGGAUGUGCCCACUGUGGUUCUGGUGGACUCAGCAGCCACCCUUUUCAAGAGCAAAGUACCCAAGAAGGGCCGUGGGGCACUGGAGAAAUCCAGCCUGGAACUUGGCUUGGCAGCUCCUUCGGUGGAAAAGGAAGAGUCCCCGCGUCUCCCUGCAACAUCUGUCGGCCUCAUGAAACAUGCCUCCAUCAGCUCGGUGUUGGCUCAUGCAGACAAAAUCCCAGUGACUGACAAGAGGGUAGCCAGUCUCCUAAAGAAAGCCAAAGCCCAGCUGUACAAGAUCGAGAAGAGCAAAUCCCUUAAGCAGGUGGAUCAGCCCAAAGGACAGGGUCAAGAAAGCGAUUCCUCUGAAACCUCUGUGCAAGGGCCACGCAUAAAGCAUGUCUGCAGAAGGGCAGCCGUCGCACUAGGCCGCAAGCGAGCUGUCUUUCCCGAUGACAUGCCCACUCUGAGUGCCUUGCCAUGGGAGGAACGGGAGAAGAUUUUGUCUUCCAUGGGGAAUGAUGACAAGUCCUCCAUUGCUGGUUCUGAAGAUGCUGAGCCCCUCGCGCCACCUAUCAAACCCAUUAAGCCUGUCACCAGGAACAAGGCCCCCCAGGAACCUCCGGUGAAGAAGGGCCGGCGAUCAAGGCGCUGCGGGCAGUGUCCGGGCUGCCAAGUCCCUGAGGAUUGUGGCAUCUGCACAAACUGUCUGGAUAAACCAAAGUUUGGUGGGCGUAACAUAAAGAAGCAAUGCUGCAAGAUGAGGAAGUGUCAGAAUCUGCAGUGGAUGCCCUCCAAAGCCUAUCUCCAGAAGCAAGCCAAAGCUGUCAAAAAGAAAGAGAAAAAAUCCAAGUCCAGCGAGAAGAAAGAGAGCCACGUGGGGAAGGGCCAGUCAGAGCCUGGGCAGAAAGCAGCAGCAGCACCAGCUCCUCAGCCCCAGCUGGCGAAAGAGAACCACGUCCCAAAGAGGGCCACAGAACCAGCCUGGAAGCCCAGCGAGGAGCAGAGCAAAGAGGGGCCGCCCCCGCCCCCUCCACCUGUGCCCUUUCCAGACUCCAAGCACACCCUCCCUCUCAUCACCCGGAAGUCUGGCAAGCAGGCGGUGCCCCCCACGCCAGUGCCCCCCAUCCCACCCCUGAGCUCAGGCCCACCGAAAAAGGAAACCUCCAAAACCAUCCCUGCAGAGCCCAAGAAAAAAGCAGCCCCAUUACCAGAUGUGGCUGUAGAGCAAAGCAAGCCGAAGAAAAUGGCUUCUCGACCAAGUUUACUGGUGAAACAGAAGCCAAAAGAAAAGGAGAAGCCCUCUCCAGUCACCAAGCCAGAGAGCAGCGCCUUCAAUGUGCUGAGCACUCUAUCGAACGGGAGCAUCUCCAGGCAAAAGCCCCUGACAGAUGGGGUCCACAGGAUUCGAGUGGACUUCAAGGAGGACUGUGAGGCUGAGAGUGUUUGGGAAAUGGGUGGGCUGAGUAUCCUGACUUCUGUCCCUAUCACACCCCGGGUGGUCUGCUUCUUGUGUGCCAGCAGUGGACAUGUGGAGUUUGUUUAUUGCCAGGUGUGCUGUGAACCUUUCCACAAGUUCUGUCUAGAGGAUAGUGAGCGCCCCUUCGAGGACCAGUUGGAGAACUGGUGCUGCCGUCGCUGCAAGUUCUGUCAUGUGUGUGGGAGGCAGCAUGAGGCCACCAAGCAAUUGCUGGAGUGUAACAAGUGCCGAAACAGCUAUCACCCGGAGUGCCUGGGACCAAACUACCCAACAAAGCCCACCAAGAAGAAGAAAGUUUGGAUCUGCACUAAAUGUGUCCGCUGCAAGAGCUGUGGGUCAACAACUCCAGGCAAAGGGUGGGAUGCCCAGUGGUCUCAUGACUUCUCCCUGUGCCACGAUUGUGCCAAACUCUUUGCUAAAGGGAAUUUCUGCCCCCUCUGCGACAAAUGCUAUGAUGAUGAUGACUAUGAGAGCAAGAUGAUGCAGUGUGGGAAAUGCGACCGCUGGGUCCAUUCCAAGUGUGAAAACCUCUCUGAUGAGAUGUAUGAGAUCCUUUCCAACCUGCCAGAGAGUGUGGCUUACACCUGCAUAAACUGCACAGAACAGCAUCCUGCAGAAUGGCGCCUGGCACUGGAGAAAGAGCUGCAGCUCUCUCUGAAGCAGGUUUUAGCUGCCCUGUUCAAUUCCAGGACUACCAGCCACUUGAUGCGCUACCGACAGGCAGCCAAACCCCCCGACUUAAAUCCUGAGACGGAGGAGAGCGUCCCAUCCCGCAGCUCUCCAGAAGGCCCAGAUCCGCCCGUGCUAACGGAGGUCAGCAAGCAGGAGGAGGAGCAGCCACUGGACCUAGAGAGCGUGAAAAGAAAAAUGGACCAAGGAAGCUACACUUCUGUGCUGGAGUUCAGCGACGAUGUCGUCAAGAUCAUUCAGGCAGCCAUCAAUGCUGACGGAGGGCAGCCAGAACUGAAAAAGGCCAACAGCAUGGUGAAGUCCUUCUUUAUUCGGCAAAUGGAGCGUGUUUUUCCAUGGUUCAGCGUGAAAAAAUCAAGAUUUUGGGAACCUAAUAAAGUUACACCCAACAGUGGGAUGCUUCCGAAUGCCGUCUUGCCCCCAUCACUUGACCAUAACUACGCGCAGUGGCAAGAACGCGAAGAAAACAGCUGUGCUCAGCAACCGCCUCUGAGAAAGAAAAUCAUUCCUGCUCCCAGAUCCAAAGGGCCCGGAGAGCCCGACUCCCCAACCCGGCUGUAUCCUCCUACACCGCCCAUCUCCAAUUCCGACAGAACCCAGGAGGACAACCCAGAACUUGUCCCCCCUCCAGAUGUGGAAGAUAACCGGCAGUGUGUGCUUUGCUUGAAGUAUGGUGAUGAUGGGGGAAACGAUGCAGGUCGCCUCCUCUACAUUGGCCAGAAUGAGUGGACCCACGUGAACUGUGCCCUGUGGUCAGCAGAAGUGUUUGAAGAUGAUGAUGGCUCGCUGAAGAACGUGCACAUGGCUGUGAUCCGAGGGAAGCAGCUGAGAUGCGAGCUUUGUCAGAGGCCUGGAGCCACUGUGGGAUGCUGCUUGACCUCCUGCACAAGCAACUAUCACUUCAUGUGCUCCCGGACCAAGAACUGUGUUUUCCUGGAGGACAAGAAAGUGUACUGCCAGCGUCACCUGGACCUGAUCAAAGGGGAGGUGGUACCAGAGAAUGGCUUUGAGGUACUGAGAAGAGUCUUUGUGGAUUUUGAAGGAAUUAGCUUAAGGAGAAGGUUUCUCAAUGGUCUGGAACCAGCAAAUAUCCACAUGAUGAUUGGGUCAAUGACAAUUGACUGCCUUGGGAUUCUGAAUGAUCUUUCUGACUGUGAGGACAAGCUCUUCCCCAUUGGUUACCAGUGUUCCCGGGUGUACUGGAGCACAACGGACGCUCGGAAACGCUGCGUCUACACAUGCAAAAUUAUGGAAUGCCGCCCACCCGCUCUGGAGCCAGAUAUCAACAGCACAGUUGAACACAAUGACAACAGGACGAUUGCUCACAGCUUGGGGCUGUUUCCAGCAGAUAUUCCAACCAGGGAAGGCCAGGUGUUGCCAUCUGUCCUGAGCCCUUCCUCUGCCGAUCUUCCUCUUCAUCCCCAGCACUUCAGGGCUCUGCGGAUCAGGACUCCAAGCUUUUCCCCUGCCCAGAGAUCUCCCGGUUCGCGCCCAUUGCCCUCUGCAGGAAGUCCCACUCCUGUGACACAUGAGAUUGUGACUGUAGGAGACCCACUGCUAUCAUCGGGACUUCGGAGCAUUGGUUCCAGGAGGCCGAGCGUCUCUCCUCUGUUUCCCCAGCAGCUGAGGUCCUGGGCGGUGCCUCCCAGCAGGGCUGGCACCUCUCACGCCACCAGGCACAGUAUCUCUUCAGGACCCAGCAUUGCUCCUGCCCUAGAGCAAGCUUCUUCAAACACCAAACCUUCGCUGGGCUCAGCAGCCUCAUGCUUUGCCAUCCAGAAUAGUUCUUCUCCUCCCAGUUUCCUGAAGCCAGCAUUAGGGAGUGGAGGUAAUGGCACUCCUUCCUCAGAGGGAAGCAUGUCUUCAGAGGCCGCACCAGCUGGAGAGCCCACCCCAGCCAAGAUGGCAGAGAAGGGCAAGGUGCUGAGCCCCGAGGACUUCAGCUCUUCCCCUGUGAAUUCAAAAGCGGACCCUCUGGGGCAGGGCUUGGCUGGCAUGGAGACAAACACCAGCAGAACAGGAAAGCUUCCUGAGCCCACACCAGAGCCCCUUUCUUCCAAAGAUCCAGUAGCUUUUCUGCCUGUACAUCAGAGACCUCCAAAGAAGGAGAAAGACCAGCAGGCGGAUCUCCUGCAGCCAGAAAAAACCUGCUCUUAUGAGGAUCCAGAAGCCAAGGUUUCUGGACCAAGUUUCCUGCCUCCUUCCAUCAGUGACCCAUUAUUGUCUUCUGUGGGCAAAGAGAGGCGGCAGAAAGUUAAGAGGGGAGCAAAGGAGAGACAUUCCAGCAAGCUUUUCCCAAGUUCCAGUCUCCUCCCAGCCGGUAACCAAGAAAGCACAGAGCCAGAAUUUGCUCACCACACCAUGACUCCUGAUCCAGUUCCUCAGAGGCUAUGCAACAGCAUUGCCACUGCUGCUGCUGCUACUGAGAAGGCUGGGGACAACAGCGGCCUUCUGGGCCAGAGAAUACCCAAAGCUCCUUUCCAGGGUGACACUGCCCCUUCCAAGGAGAUGCAGGCUUCCCAGAAGCGUACAGUGAAGGUAACGCUGACUCCCCUCAAGAUGGAAGGGGAGAGUCAAUCCAAGAGUGUCCAGAGAGAGAGCAACUCAGAAUCACAGACCAAGGAGAGUAACCCAGACCCUGUGACUCAGUCAGGGGACAGCUGUGUUCUUCCAGAAGGCCAGGGUACUUCUUCAGCCCCAGAGGCUCCAGGGAACAGCUACCCGAGCCUCCCUGUGCAGGAGGGCAGCCUAAUGCUCCAGGAUGAAGCCAAGGCACAGGAAGAGGGGGCCUAUAAGCGGCGGUACCCCCGGCGCAGCGCCCGGGCCAGAUCCAACAUGUUUUUUGGGCUGACUCCCUUGUAUGGGGUGAGGUCUUACGGUGAGGAAGACAUCCCCUUCUACAGCAACUCCACAGGGAAGAAGCGGGGGAAGAGGUCUGCAGAAGGGCAGGUGGAUGGAGCUGAUGACCUGAGCACGUCAGAUGAGGAUGACCUCUACUACUACAAUUUCACCCGGACAGUGGUCUCCACUACAGAGGAGCACCUGCCCCCUCAUAGCUUGUUCCGAGAAGAGGAACACAUCAGCCUGCCAAAAAUCUCUCAGCUGGAUGGCGUGGAUGAUGGGACAGAAAGUGAUACGAGCAUGACGGUGACCACAAGGAAAGGCAACCCAGUGACCAAAAGGAGCAGCAAAGAAAAUGGGACCGAGAGCUUGAAAGAGAGCGGGGAGAAGGUGCAAGUGACCAAGAGCUCAGCUGGGCAUAAAGCGGCCGAGUCAAAGAUAGAGAACUGCCGGGUCAAAGCUCAGAACCAGGAUUCUUUGGAAGCGCAGCUGAGCUCCUUGGAGGCUGCCGGCCGGCGUACACGGGCCUCCACAGAACCUCCUGAGAAGAACCUCCUGGACACCUUCAGCACGGAGCUGCUCAAGUCCGACUCAGACAACAACAACAGUGACGACUGUGGGAAUAUCCUCCCUUCCGACAUCAUGGACUUUGUGCUGAAAAACACUCCCUCGAUGCAGGCCCUGGGGGAGAGUCCUGAGUCUUCAUCCUCUGAGCUGCUGACACUGGGAGAAGGCCUGGGCCUUGACAGCAACCGGGGCAAGGACAUGGGCCUCUUUGAAGUCUUCUCUCAGCAGCUGCCAAACACUGAACCGGUGGACAGCAGCGUUUCGUCCUCAAUCUCUGCGGAGGAGCAGUUUGAAUUGCCCUUGGAGCUCCCAUCUGACCUCUCCGUCUUAACCACUCGGAGCCCCACAGUUCCUAGCCAGAAUCACAGCCGGCUUGCUGUCAUUUCUGAAUCCUCCCUCUCCUCCACUGGGGAGAGGUCCAUAUUAGCCUUACCUUCCACUGAGUCUGGUGAGAAGAGGGUGACAGUCACAGAAAAACCUGCUUCCAACGAAGGGGAGCCACCUCUCUUGAGCCCCCGAGUCGAGCCAGCCCCUGACGGACCCCUGACCCCAGACCCCUUCAUUCAAGGCCACAUGGAAUCAGAGCACAUAACUAGCCCCCCAUGUGGACCCUCCGAGCCGGGCCACGGAGCCAGCCAGGACCUGAGCAGGAACAGUGGGACACCCGGCCUCCAGGUCCCUGUUUCACCCACUCUCCCACAUCAGAAUUCCAAAUACGGGCCAAAUACUGCAGAAAACCCAGGUCCCUCUCAGAUCUCCAAUGCUGCUGUGCAGACAGCCCCUCUCCACCUCAAGGCAGCUGCCGAAAAGCUCCUGGUGGUUAACCAGAACAUGCAGCCCCUGUACGUCCUCCAGACACUUCCCAACGGUGUCACGCAGAAGAUCCAGCUGACUUCCUCCGUUGGCUCUGCCCAGGGGGUGAUGGAGGCUGGCUCGUCCAUGCUUGGGCCAAUGGCCACGGCAGAGCUCGCAUUGGCGGCAGGCUUAAGCCCCAGCUUGCCCUCCUCCCAGCCGCUCUUCCCACCCACCAGCAAAGGGCUGCUGCCCAUGCCUCACCAUCAGCACUUGCAUUCCUUCUCUGCUGGCCCCCAGGGCAGUUUCCCACCCACACUGGGCAGUCCUGCCUCCAGCCUUCUGAUCGGCGUCCAGCAGCCCCCUGAGCCCGAAGCCAGUCAGAGGGGGGAGAUGGGCUCCUCCGCCAGCACCUCACCAUCCAGCCUCAGCAAGAAACGGCCGAUUGCACGGCUGCAGUCUCGGAAGAACAAGAAGCUCGCCCCAUCUGACAUGGCCCCCAACAUGGCACUGAUCAACUUCACUCAGCCCCAGCUUCCCAGUCAUCCAGGCCUCCUGAACCUGGGAGGAUCUGUCAGUAACUCUGCAUCCCACAGGCCUGUCCCCAACAUCAUCAAGCGCUCAAAGGCUGGCGGGGUCAUGUACUUUGAGCAGUCGCCGCUCUUGCCCCAAGGGGCGGCAGUCGGAACACCUCCCAAUAUGGCUGGGCCAGAAACUGGGCACCUUGCCUCUGGGCCAGCAUCGGGUCUCCCCUCCCCUCCCUCUGCACUCAACAUUGUCUCUAUGCAGACCGUGUCCUCCCCCACCACGGCCAUGUCAGUCACCGGGCACGUGCUGGGGCAGGCCUCGGUUGCCCUGGCCAGGCCAGGGUUGCGUGGUGUCUCUGACAUGGGCCCACUCAGCAACCUUCUUCUCAAAGCCACCCAGCAGAGCCUGGGUCUUCCGGAGCAACACACUGCCCCACCGCCCUCUGGGUCAGGGAUAUUUUCACCGCUUGCUGAUUCCUCAACGGCUCAGGCUGCAACUCCUGCGGUGGCGGAGGCAUCAUCAUCUGGCAUGUGCAUCUUGUCUUCACAGACUCUGGGCAAGGCCACUGAUCCAGACAGCUCUUACCAGUCUGGAGGGCCUCUGAUCCAAAUCCUGGCCAGCAAAAAUGGGGCCAUUAUACCUCAGCCAGAAGCACCUCCACUCUCCCACUUCCCCCAGUUGGUAGAUAUUGCUAACCCAGCAGCUUUGGAGCAAAGCAAGACCUCCUCUUCCUCUUCUGCCAUGCAGACCAGCUUGGCUGCUUCUCCUGGGAGCUCCCUGUCCACUGAACCUGCAAAUUCCAUGAAAGCAAAACUCAAAGUCAAGCGGCUUGAGCCCUUAUUAGACAGCAGAGGGCCUGGAAAGAAGCACAAAAUGUCUCCCUUCUGGACCGGUUCCCCAGAGAAGGAAGCUCCCCAGCGAGGCACAAGGGUGUCAAGCCAGGAUAUGUGUGGAAGGCUUCCUGCUCUGAAAGUGCAGGCAGAGGAGGAGGCCACAAGCAUAGGUCCCCCACCCUCAAAAGCGGCUGGGCAACUUGCCUCUCUUCCUGAAGCUCAGCCAGUGCAGAGUGCUCCAAGUGAGCAAGAGUUUGCAGAUUCCAGAGCUCCUGAGGAUGAGGAGGGAACGUUCAGCUCCCCACUCAUGUUCUUGCUGCAGCAGGAGCAAAAGAGGAAAGAGAGCCUUGCAGAGAGAAAGCCCAAGAAGGGGCUAGUGUUUGAGAUCUCGAGUGAUGAUGGCUUCCAGAUUUGUGCAGAAAGUAUUGAAGAGGCCUGGAAAUCCUUGACUGACAAAGUCCAGGAGGCGCGGUCCAACGCCCGCCUGAAGCAGCUGUCCUUUGCAGGUGUGAGUGGGCUGCGGAUGCUGGGCAUCCUCCACGAUGCAGUUGUGUUCUUGAUCGAGCAGCUUUAUGGUGCAAAGCACUGCCACAACUACAAGUUCCGUUUCCACAAGCCAGAGGAGGCCAAGGAGCCCCCCGUCAACCCUCAUGGCUCCGCCAGGGCUGAAGUGUACCUCAGGAAGUCUGCCUUUGACAUGUUCAAUUUCCUGGCUUCCAAGCACCGCCAGCCACCCGAGUACCAUCCCAAUGACGAUGAGGAGGAGGAGGUGCAGCUGAAGUCUGCCCGGAGGGCCACCAGCAUGGACCUUCCCAUGCCCAUGCGGUUCAGACACUUGAAGAAGACCUCCAAGGAGGCUGUGGGUGUUUACAGGUCUCCCAUCCAUGGCCGAGGCCUCUUCUGCAAAAGGAACAUCGAUGCGGGCGAGAUGGUGAUCGAAUAUGCUGGCAACGUCAUUCGCUCCAUUCUUACUGACAAGCGUGAGAAAUACUACGACAGCAAGGACAUUGGCUGCUACAUGUUCCGCAUCGACGACUCAGAGGUGGUGGACGCCACCAUGCAUGGGAAUGCAGCCCGCUUCAUCAACCACUCCUGUGAGCCCAACUGCUACUCCCGGGUCAUCAACAUUGACGGGCAGAAGCACAUUGUCAUCUUCGCCAUGCGCAAGAUCUACUGUGGGGAGGAGCUGACCUACGACUACAAGUUCCCCAUUGAAGAUGCCAGCAACAAGCUGCCCUGCAACUGUGGCGCCAAGAAGUGCCGCCGGUUCCUCAACUGAGCAGCCUGGCUGGAGGAUGGUUGGGCUCCAGGGAGGAGUGCUCAGGUCUGGAGUCUCGAUUAAGUGCAGGGCCCCACCUAGAAGGGGAGUUGGAAGUCCCCUGUGAUGAGGCAAACUGGCCUCCAGGGCCACAGAAACUUCCAGUUUCCUCCCCCCCCCCCGGGCUCCUCACUGGGAACAGGGAGGUCUCUAUGGCUAGCUUUGGCUGGGCCUCAGUGGCAGCUACCUGGACUUGAGGGUCCCCUCUGUGUCGGGAGAGGAGCGUCAGAGGUCAAGGAGGCCCUCAGGCUAGCCAGAGACCCCCCCUCCUGCCUUCCGGAGGCAGCCCCCUUGGAAGCAGAAUGGGAAACCAGUGCUGAGCGGGGGUCCCCUUUGGGCGCAGCACAUACAGCAGCAGAUGGUGGCACCCUGCCUCCUGGCUGCUUCCCAAAAUAGGAAAAGUGAUGCCCUCAGAGAGCGCCUGGUGUGCAAGCCUUGCCUGUGAUUUGCAAAGGAUUUGGGGGGGGGGGGGGGGGGGAUAAGGAAGCAGCCCUCCCCAGGGAGAACCUGCCCCCCCCUUCCCAAGCAUCACAGUUUCCUUUCCGCCUGUUUGAGGUGCACCCUCUCAAAUUUUGUCAUUGGAUUUACUUGCUUCAGUUUACAGUUUUGGUAUUUAAGGUUUUGUAAAUGUAAAUAUAUUUUGUAUAUUUUUCUAUGAGAAGCAGCACUUCAUAGGGAAGAGCACUUAGCAAGACUAUUUUUUCAAUUGUGUCAUCCUGAUUUUUAAAAAAUCUGUUGCUCCAAACCUUUUUCUUUGAACAGGACAGGCUUUGGGAGAUGGCUGGCCAGGGCUGGAUUUGGACCCUCUUCCCCCGAAGGGGGAGCGGAAGGAACCUUUCAGAGACUCCCUGUUUUCUGAAAGCUGGUCCUUCACACAUUCAGGGGAGCGUCUUCGGGGCUGAGCUGGUGCUUGCUGGUCCUUCUCUCCUCCAACGCUCCCUCUGGCUGUGAGGGCAGCGCAUGCAUUGAGGCAGGAUCCCUUCCUCCUGUUUCACCCUCUUCCAAUGCCAGGGGAGUCUGUGGCACACUUCCAACCAGGUUUUGCCUGCAUAGCUGACCACUCUGGCCUGCCUUUUACAGCCACUAGAGGAUCUCCUGACUUUGGCUUGGAGCAAAGCGGCCUGUGGACAUCCAGGGCCAAUAGGCUCCAUUAGCCUGCCUGGGAUGCCUAUUGCAUGCUGCAGCAAUAGCUUGCUUCCAGGGCAGAAGAGGCCCUUGGCCUCAUCUGUAGCCCAACCACCACUGGCCCAAGGCAGACAGACCAGCCUUCCUCCUUCUGGCCCCAGCUUGGUUUUCCAGCCUGAACAAUUCAUACUUUGCAUUUGUUGCUCCUUGAGAAGGGAGGAAUCCAAGCAGUUGGAUGGUUGGGUAAGAGAGUCACUCUCUGCCCUUUCUCUUCCAUCAUAUCCUUUGAAGGGGACCAUGGCACAUUCCUCUGCUACUACCAAAGCCCCUAGCCAGCAGAGCAGAGAGCCCUAUGUGACUGCCCUCUGACACAAGUGCUCCCCCUGGGAAGGGCACUGGACAUGUGGGUGACUCCUGCCGCCAACUUAGUUGUGGCUGUCCUGAGCAGCUGCUUCUCCGACUGGCCUUCCAGUCUGUAGUCCAAGGGACAUUGCACCUCUUCCUCCUGCAGCCGCCACCUCACUGGGCAGCUCCUGGCGGAGGCUGCUGACCAAGUGGGACGGGGUCCCUGCCACCCCCCUUGGCUGCAGUUUCAAGCAGCAGGGCAACGGGAGGCAGCAUGGUGCCGCUUCCUGCCAAUAUGAAUGUAUGUUUCUCAGAACUGACCGUGAUCAUGAUGAUUCCUGGAGAUUCAAAAAGUCAACCCAUUAAGGUGUUUAUUUUUCUAAAGGAAAAGCGGGUCACUGCAAAGGGCUGGGCUGAAAUCUUCUCGUUCGUCUUUGUUUCCCCCCGUUGCGAAGCAAUACCGGGUUUCUCUGCCGCUGGCGCUCUCUUGUGCGGAAUCAUGUUGCCCACCUCCAGGCUGCUGGGUUCUCAGCUCCCUCUUCCCACCCAUCUGCAAGUUUUUGUAACUAUAAAUAAUGGUAUAUAUAGAAACUAAUACUCAUACUGCACCGUGUCUUGAAGCCUGGCUUUGAAUUCUCUUAACACUAGAUAACAGUUGUGUUCAAGUUGCUCCAAAGGCAGGAAAACCAUCAAGCCAAGGGCUUCAGGGUUGCCAGCCACGUCCGGCUGCAUGUGCAGCCCCAGGACUUGGGGGUGGAGGGUCCAGCUGGGCUUUGGAGGUUUCCUGGCCUUUCCAUAUAAACAGUUGAUCUUUGUCCAAUGACUCGUUUCCUUGUUGCCGCUGCCGUUUCUGCCUCUUCCUCUUGGGUUCAGUUGAUGGUAUAAAACAACCGUGCUGUGUCCCCUGCAGCUUUGCCCCACUGCCGCUGCCAAGAUCUGCGCUUGUGGUGUCCUUUUGAUUCCGUCUUUAAUAGCGACAGGUAGUGAAUUAUUGUCGUCUCAAGCCGUGCAAAUGCUACACAUACAGGGUUCUGUUCCAGACAAAUACAACUUAUCAUGUACAAGCGAUUUUCUUUUCUCCUUUCUUGACUUGUGUUCUUCCAAAUUGUUUGGAUUUCUGUUUUGGGGUUUGGUUAUUUUUAAAGAGGAAAUGCAUCUUGUGCUGCAUCAGUGUUAAUUCCCUGUCCUUGUCACAGGGAUGAAGGAAGUACUUUCAAUAGUUCAAGGAAUGACUGAAAGACUGAAUGUAAAAAUAAGUGUAUAUAGUUGUACAAAAAAAGGAGUUUUUAAACAUGUUUAUUUUCUAUGCACUUUUUUAUUUAAGUGAUAGUUUAAUUAAUAAACAUGUCAAGUUUAUUGCUUCAGA